AUGGGAGAAAGAAGAAAGAGAAGCAGUUAUAAGGGAAGGUAUGAAUUUCGUAGGUCGAAAAAAACAAUAUUUUCAUGCUGCAUUACAAUCUGUGUGGUGGCACUCUCCUGGGCUGCCAUCACACAGUCCUUUAUCUCACUGUGUGGUGGCAUCCUAAGAGAGUGCCACCAUAAAGAUUGUUGUCCUGUCGUUGGCUCAUCUGAAAUUAUUUAUGCUCACUGCAAAAUGAUGCAUAAUCACUCUGUUACUAAUUUUGAUUUUUAUAUCAGUUUUGUUGUUUCGCUUAGAGUUGAUUAUGAGUCUUUUGUUGUUUUACAAGAGAACAAAUCCAAUGAUGUAUUUGUUUUGCACAACAAUUCACAACCUACUGGAAACAGUUUAACAUUGUGUCGUCUUGGACCUGAUGAUAGAUGCGUCAGGCUUGAAGCUCUUGCUGGCAAUUUUCAAUCCAUUGAAUCUUAUAACAGCUCUUCAGCAUGGAUUGUUUUUGGUGGAAGUCGUACAUUUGUUGUUGAAUGUUUCACAAAUUUGGAUAUCAUCGUGUAUGCUGAUACUGCAAUGCUUCCAGACCCCUUACAAGACGAUUCAGAUUUUGAUAUAGAACCGGUGGACACUGGACUAGACGGAACCCAUAGUCUUGAAAUUUCCACUAACUUAAUAGACGGCUUGUCGUCUACAGUCACUUGCCAUAUCGUAUUAAAUAGGGGCAGAGCCACUACCCAAAAUCUGAAUUAA
Molecule: messenger RNA, 735 nt
Organism: Mercurialis annua (annual mercury)
Lineage: Eukaryota; Viridiplantae; Streptophyta; Magnoliopsida; Malpighiales; Euphorbiaceae
Exons: 6
Coding region: 1-735 (244 amino acids)
Source: RefSeq, a predicted model, not a curated record